Messenger RNA from Bacillus rossius redtenbacheri, 2604 nucleotides. RefSeq lists its product as uncharacterized. Bases 17 to 343 code for a protein of 108 amino acids. The record is from RefSeq and is a predicted model, not a curated record. The transcript has 2 exons. Lineage: Eukaryota; Metazoa; Arthropoda; Insecta; Phasmatodea; Bacillidae.
GCGGCCCAGCGCAGACAUGCACCUGCUCUCGUCCGCGCUGCUGCUGGCGGCGGUCAUCUCGCUGGAGGGCCUUGCGGCCGACGAAGGCAGCUCCACCGUCGCGCCCACGAGUCCGGACGUGAUGACCACGACGACCGCGCCGACUGCGCAGCAGGGCGACGCGGCAGCGGGGACCACGAUGGCGGGGACCACGAUGGUGGCCGGGGAGGCGGCGGGGAUGGCGCCGGUCUCGGCCGACACUGCCGCGGGCGGCGCAGGGCGCCAACCCACCGCGCCGCACCUCGUCCUCGCCGCGCUGUUGGCAGGCCUGCUGGGCUCCUCCCGCCUCGCCCGCGCGGCCUGACGCGGUCGUCGCCUCUCGUCGCGUCUUGUCCUCGGCGAGGAGAAGUGGGAACAUAUACUCGCCCUCAUGAUUCUCGUUUACAUCCCAUGAUAUCUUCCUAGCAGUGGUGGAUGCAGGAAUUGUUUUCGGGAGGUGAUUUUUAAAAAAAAGUUAUAAUUUGUGCAUUUAAAAAAAAAUUAUGUCAACAGUUCACCUUGCAUCACCCAAAACAACAUACUGCCUUCACCAAGGUCUCACGUAUUUUUUUCAUCACUUAGCAUUUAUUCUUACAAUUUUUAAUUCGUUAAGUCACAGCACAAUAUAUUCAGUUUAACUCCUAUAACUGAGAGUAAUUGCCUUCAAUAAAUGUAUAGGAGGUUUUUCGCCUGUCUCAGAAAACAAUUGUGUGUGUGUGUGUGUGACCUGUGUCUUAACGAAUGCUUUUUUUUGUUUUCAAAGAUAAAAAUUAUUAAUUUGAAAUAUGUAUUAAUUAAUUGUAAUAUAUAAGUCCUACUGUUGUAUCAGUAUUCAUAUUUUUUAAGGAUAGAUAGAUCAUAGAUUCCGGAUUAGAUUUUCGCUCGGAUUGGGGAUUUUUCUUCUCUGGAAAAUUCCCUUCUCGAAUUUAAGACAUGGAGUUGUGAUGUACCUUCCACUUUAUACAGCGGAAGGGAGAAGCUUAGGGAAACCUACAGUACACAGGGAUGAGAGCCACUCCCAAACAGUUCCGAGUACUCUGAUGUUUGCAGAUCUUUCGUGGAAAAACACCAUAUUGCAAGGAUUUGUAUAUUUUAUGGCCAUAGAGUAUUUUAAAAACGCUAACCUAACCUAACCUAAGUGUCCUUUCAUUUUAGUUACAAUAACCUUACCUACCCUCCGAAAAAAAGAACAACUAUUUAUUACACUGACCAAACCUAACCUAACCUAAACUUUUACUUCGUUAAACUUCGGAACUGUUCGGGGUUGUGGUCGUGACUUUCAUCCCUGUGAACUGUUGGUUAUCCCGGAGCACACGCAGAUUGUUUUUGUGGGGUGGGAGGGGGAGAGAGAGAUAGAUCCACUUCGGCCGUUGUUUGCUUUCAACGUAUUUCCGUUUGUUGGUGGGAAUGCUAGAUUUUUUUAAUUUAGGGGGGGGGGAUUUGAUAUCCCCUCCAUCUCUCCCCUUCCCCAUCCUUGCGUACGCCCCUGGCGGAAGGAAAUGGCGAACCACCGCACUCUGAUCUAGUCAAGUAGAAAAUACGAAUUUCGAAAUUGAAACUACGGAAGUUAAACUGUGUUCAUUACCAAACUGUGAUAACACAACAAAUAAACCAACUUUUGAUUGGCAUUUAGUUCUGUUUGUCUUAUUUUUUACAAUAAUUUUUGGAUAACGUGUAUCAAAUAUACAGGUACAAAAUUCGCAACAAAAUAUUGUCUAGUACGUAGUACUAAUACAUAUAGUGAAAUGAGGCAUCUAUGGAUUCCUCUAGAACAGUGGUGGCCAACCUCACUCAUUGUGAAACUAAUCUGAGGGCCAGUUACAUAUUAAUUAAUAUUUAAUUGUCACAAAAAAAUUAUGUCUUAUAUGUGCUUUACAGAGAACAAUAAAAUAUAUGUGGCAAAUAAUAAAAUUACGUAAAAUAUGUAUUUUAAAAUAUAAUUUACAAAAUAAAUCUAAAUAAUCUAAAAAUUAUAUUUAUUGAACAAUAUAUAGUUUGCAUGAAGACUUAAUAAUUUUAUUGUCUUUGAGAAAUGAGAAUACUGUGACUUCUUUACACUGUCAGCUGAAAACUUUUUCUACAUAUAUGCCAUAAAAGUUGGCUUACAUACGAUAGUGUAACUGAUAAUAUUUAUUUCUUGUAAGAUUCUUCAAGUGGGCCGUCAGUUGAACAUCACUGGUCUGGAGCUAAAGGUGGCAUAAAUUCUAAGUAAUUUAACAAUCUAAAUGUUUGGUUAUGAUUUAGAAUAAGUAAUGGCUUAAAACUCUAAAUGUAUGAGUAUGAUGGAGGAUAAAUAAUGGCUAAUAACCUAGCCCAUAUUCUCUAAAUUUGACAUUAAUUAACAGGCCAGAGUUCGUAAAAAGCCAGAAGGAAAUUAUAAUUUAAUAUUUCACGAGGACUAAAAAUAUCAAAAUAGUUUAUAAUUACACUAGACAACUCGAAUGUUAACUCCAAAAUGUGUCCAAAGUGAAGUAUCCUACUCUUAUUUAAUACAUUUCUUUAUAAGAACUUAUCCUUUCCCGUUGAGUCAUAAAAUGUAAUCUAAUUUGUGUAAUGCAACUUUAAGCUAAAUUAAGAAAUUCAAGA